Messenger RNA from Pectinophora gossypiella (pink bollworm), 510 nucleotides. RefSeq names its product 40S ribosomal protein S15Aa (gene RpS15A). Gene Ontology annotation, cellular component: ribosome; cytosolic small ribosomal subunit. Gene Ontology annotation, biological process: translation. NCBI's taxonomy places the organism in Eukaryota, Metazoa, Arthropoda, Insecta, Lepidoptera, Gelechiidae. The transcript is spliced from 3 exons. The coding region runs from base 94 to 483 and encodes 129 amino acids. Gene Ontology annotation, molecular function: structural constituent of ribosome. The record is from RefSeq and is a predicted model, not a curated record.
AACAAUUUCUGUGGUUGAACGGAACACGUCCAGCCUCUUUCUUUUUGGACUGUCCUGUCAUUUGGGUAGUUGAGGCGGAUUUAAAUCCUAGCCAUGGUGCGUAUGAACGUAUUGAGCGAUGCUCUGAAAUCAAUUCACAAUGCCGAAAGGCGCGGCAAAAGGCAAGUCCUCAUCAGGCCUUGCUCAAAAGUGAUCGUCAAGUUCUUGACUGUGAUGAUGAAGCACGGCUACAUCGGAGAGUUCGAGAUUGUGGAUGACCACAGAGCCGGCAAGAUCGUCGUGAACCUCACAGGACGGCUGAACAAAUGCGGCGUCAUUUCACCACGAUUCGACGUACCGAUCAAUGAUAUUGAAAGAUGGACUAACCUGCUGCCAUCCAGACAGUUUGGAUACCUUGUGCUGACCACCAGUGGUGGCAUCAUGGACCAUGAGGAGGCCAGGAGAAAACAUCUCGGAGGAAAAAUUCUAGGCUUCUUCUUCUAAGUUUACCUAAUACAUUAAAAAAUGUAA